Molecule: messenger RNA, 1120 nt
Organism: Suillus bovinus
Lineage: Eukaryota; Fungi; Basidiomycota; Agaricomycetes; Boletales; Suillaceae
Exons: 8
Coding region: 177-1070 (297 amino acids)
Molecular function (GO): GTP binding
Source: RefSeq, a predicted model, not a curated record
AUUCACGGCGGGCGUUGGUGCAAGGGUAUAACCAGUUGCCUCAUGCAGAGAGAUAGAUAAGAUAAACGUUGUCUCAUAAGCCAUAAGAGCCUAUCUUUCCACCAUCUCAUCCUGUAUUACAGCUCUCACGAUAAACCAAAUCACCUCUCCUUCAGGACGCACAUCAAGAUCUCCCAAUGGCAGCCAUCUAUGCACAGGACCUCAGAGAGAUAAUUGAGCGCUUUCGAGUCCUGAUUGUAGGGAGAGCAAACGCAGGCAAAACGACCAUUCUCCAUAAGGUCUGCAACACCAUAGAUGAACCUGAAAUUUACGAUUUCAGAGGAAACAAAAUCGAUGCUGAUGUCAUUAAAUCUUCCAUCAAGCGUGGAAAUCACAACAUCGCAAACGAGAUGGUGUUCAAAAGCAAUCCUGGUUUUGUCUUUCACGACUCUUGUGGUUUCGAAGCGGGCUCUGAAGAAGAGUUCGAGGACAUGAAAAAAUUCAUCUCAGAACGCGCGCACGCGACGAAAUUGGAGGAGCGGAUUCAUGCCAUCUGGUAUUGUAUUCCGAUGGAUGAACCAUGUCGAACAUUCCAACGAUCUGAGGAGAAGUUCUUUUUGGAGUGUGACACUGGGAACGUUCCCGUGAUUGCGGUAUUCACCAAAUUUGAAGCUUUGCGUCCAAUUGCAUUUGGCGAACUUAAGAAGCAACUAAAAGGGGCAUCGGGAGAAGAACGCUCAAAGAGAAUUACCCAGCGCGUGGAAGAAUUGUUCACAGAUACAGGUGUCUGGGAUCGGUUGUGCGACCCUGAAAACCGUGCCUGUCCUAAGUCUUAUGUACGCUUGCAGAAUAUGAACAGACCGGAUACAAACUGUAACAAUUUACUGGAAAGCACCACUCUCGCAUUGGACAACGAAGAAUUGCGGUUGUGCUUGAUGUCGACCCAACAAUCAAACCUGGAGCUUUGUAUCAAAUGUGCCGUUACAAUACUCGUUGAUCGUGUACAUCAGCAAUCUGGGCUUCUUGGAUUCGAUUACGAGGUCUAUCAGCAUGACAUUGCUAAGUGGUUUGUAUAUCUCAAAGUAAGAUGAAGAUUGAUUCAACUCUGAUGAUGCUCUGAUGCUCAUGAUGUUGUCCAUCA